Pleuronectes platessa (European plaice) is the source of this 4430-nucleotide messenger RNA. RefSeq names its product solute carrier family 37 member 1 (gene slc37a1). Gene Ontology annotation, molecular function: glucose 6-phosphate:phosphate antiporter activity. Gene Ontology annotation, biological process: phosphate ion transmembrane transport; glucose-6-phosphate transport. Gene Ontology annotation, cellular component: endoplasmic reticulum membrane. The transcript has 18 exons. Bases 263 to 1732 code for a protein of 489 amino acids. The record is from RefSeq and is a predicted model, not a curated record. Lineage: Eukaryota; Metazoa; Chordata; Actinopteri; Pleuronectiformes; Pleuronectidae.
CUGAUGACGUCAGACAAGCACAGAGGAGCCGCACAGCUGUGUGAGUGGCUUUGUGGUGACGGUCGCUUGUUUUCACACAAGGAAGUGGAGGACGUGUCGCGCCGCCGAGAUCAGGAACUAACACAAACCGUCGAGUUUUCCGUUCGAGCAACUUCUUCUGGAAUGGAGAUUUAUGGAUGCAUAACCACCAUGUCAGCAUGUAAUGCAUCAAUCUCUUCAGCGUGAGCUCACAUAAGACAAUUGUCAAAACUUCAGUCCAAAUAUGGCCCCUGUUCCUCCUGGGAUCCGCCUGUUGGUGUCCUUUGACAGGAACCAGUGGUACAGAGCCCUCACCUUUAUCCUCACCUUUCUCCUCUAUACCAGCUUCCACCUCUCCAGGAAACCCAUUAGCAUCAUCAAGAGUGAACUCCAUAAGAACUGCUCAUCUGUCAGUGAGAUGUCCACUGCCUCCAGCAGCAGCCAGCAGGCCUCUCUGCCAUCUCUACACAACGACAUGGACUGUAGCUGGAAGCCUUUUGAUAAAAGCAACUACAAACAGCUGCUGGGAGCCAUGGACUACUCUUUCCUCUGUGCCUAUGCUGUUGGAAUGUACCUCAGUGGCAUCAUCGGAGAGCGUUUGCCCAUUCGACUUUACCUGACUGUGGGAAUGCUGGCCAGUGGCCUGUUCACCUGCCUGUUUGGACUGGGUUAUCUAUACAACAUCCACAGCCUGGGCUUCUAUAUUUCCAUCCAGGUGGCUAACGGAUUGGUCCAAACCACUGGCUGGCCUAGUGUGGUGACCUGCAUUGGCAACUGGUUUGGAAAGGGAAGGCGUGGACUUAUCAUGGGCUUGUGGAACUCCCACACCUCAGUGGGCAACAUCCUGGGCUCUCUGAUUGCUGGCUAUUGGGUCUCCUCCAACUGGGGCCUGUCGUUUAUUGUACCAGGGAUAAUUAUUGCAACCAUGGGAGUUGUCUGCUUCUUCUUUCUCAUUGAGCACCCAAAUGACCUAAAAAGCAUGUAUGCUCAAAAUUCUCCCCCCGGCAAGAGUCAGCUUGGAGUAAAUGGACACCAUGAGGUGUAUCUCCAACACAAGAACAAUAAAUCCCAGAGCUAUGACGUAGAGCUGCUGUUGCCCAGGGACAGAGUGUGUGUCCCUGUGCAACCAGUCGUAGUGGUUAAGAGCGAAUCAGAACCAUCUGCCAUCAGCUUCGGGGGAGCCCUACAAAUACCGGGGGUGAUCGAUUUCUCUCUGUGUCUGCUUUUUGCCAAACUGGUCAGUUACACCUUCCUCUUCUGGCUGCCGCUCUACAUAACGAAAGCAGCUCACCUGGAUGCCAAGGCGGCUGGAGAUCUCUCCACCUUGUUUGAUGUGGGAGGAAUUGUGGGGGGAAUCUUGGCGGGAGUCAUCUCUGAUAAACUGGGGAAGAGAGCCACCACCUGUGCAGUAAUGUUGUUGCUUGCAGCUCCCACUCUCUAUGGCUUCUCCAUGAUAAGUGAGUUUGGUCUGGGGCCAACCAUCGGCAUGCUGCUAGUGUGUGGAGGUCUAGUCAAUGGACCAUACGCCCUCAUCACAACUGCAGUAUCUGCUGAUUUGGGGACCCAUAAGAGCCUGAAAGGCAACGCCAGAGCACUGUCGACUGUCACUGCCAUCAUUGAUGGCACAGGAUCUGUAGGGCACUCAAGAUCACCUUACAUGGCAGAUAAAAAAACGCAACAUAAGAAACAAUGUAUCAAACCAUCAAUAAAAUGAAAUGAACAGUGAACAAAAAAUGGAAGACAAUCAAACUGAAAAAGCCUGUUUAAAUGGAUGAGUUUUUACAUGUGAUUUAAAAAAGGAGAGAGACUUAUUGUUGCGAAUGUCUUGUGGGAGGGAGUUCCAGAGGCGGGGGGCAGUGCGGCUGAAGGCUCUAGAUCUCACGGUGGACAAAUGGGCAGGUGGUAGACUGAGGUGAAUUGAAGAAGAAGAUCUGAUGGUGCUUCGACAUGCAGGAGUUCAGAAAGGUAUGCUGGAUGGUCUUAAAGGUGAGGAUUAGAAUUUUAAAAGUAAUGCGGUAUUUUGAUCGAGAGCCAAUGAAGCUUCUGAAGGACAGGAGUGAUGUGAUUAAUGGAAGGGGUUCUGGAAAAUUAUGCGAGCAGCAGAGUUCUGGACUUAUUGAACUUUAUGAAGGAGUAUAUGAGGGUGACCAAAAAGAAGGGAAUUACAGUAAUCAAUGCGGGAUGUAACCAGGUUGUGGACAAGAAUGGCGGCAGUGUUGAGUGUGAGGGAUGGUUGGAGACGAUUAAUGUUGCGUAGAUGAAAGUAUGCGGACCCGUUAACAUUAUUGAUGUGGGCUUGGAAAGACAGAGUGCUGUCAAGGAUGACACCCAGUCGCUUAACCUCAGGGGAGGGAGAAACUAAAGGGUGGUCAAUAUUGAAUGAAAGAUUGUCUCAUUUAAUAAGGUGAAUUUAGUGCCAAUAAGGAGAACUUUGGUUUUAUCGCUAUUGAGUUUUAGGAAAUUGCAGCAGAACCAGAAUUUGAUUUCCUGUGGCCGUCAGAGAGGGAGGUAGUUUGGAGGAUGGAAGUUUGUUUGGUUGAAAGGUAGAGCUGGGUGUCUUCCGCAUAGAAAUGGAAAUGAAUGUCAAAUUUAUGGAAGAUAUGGCCAAGUAGAUGAUGAAAUAGAAGGGGCCCAAGAACAGAUCCAUGGAUGAACUCAGUACGGCCAGACAGGUAAGAUUUUAACCAAUCCAAGGGUGUGUUGGUGAUGCCUAUGGAGGCUAGUCUGUCGAGGAGUAUAUGGUGAGAGAUGGUGUCAAAGGCUGCAGCCAGAUCAAGGAGGAUGAGAAUGGUUAACAGUCCGUUGCCAGGUGCCAUGAGGAGGUCAUUCGUGAUUUUUACCAGGGCUGUUUCUGUACUUUCUGGAGGGGGUGGAAGCCAGACUGGAAUUACACAAAGAGGUUAUUGUCAGAUAAAUGGUCAUGGAGUUGAGAUGAAACUGUGUUUUUCCAGGAUUUUGGAGAGAAAAGGUAAGUUAGAAAUAGGACGAAAGUUAAUGAAGUUUUUGGGGUGUGAACCAGGUUUCUUCAGUGCAGGAGUUAUUGCAGCUGAUUUGAAAGAUGAGGGAACCAGACCAGAGGUGAGGUAGGAAAUUAGGAUGACAGUUAUUAGGGAGGCUAGAGAGGGUAGGCAGGCUUUUACUAGGGCAGUCGGAAGAGGGUCUAUUUGACAGGUUGAUGGCUUAGAUUUCUGAAUGAGGUCAGAAAUUUCCACAACAGAGGGACGAUUGAAACUUGAAAGUGAGCAAGAGCGAGGGGCUGAGAGAACCAGAAGGGAUGGACUAUGGGAUGAAUUAGAAGUCAGUUACUGGGGAAUUUGGUUAACUUUCGGGAUAAAAAAAGACAUUAAGGAGUGACAGUAAGAGGUUGAGUACAGGUGAGGUGUAAGAUAGUCCGGUGGUCGUAAUAUGUUGUUUACCAAGGAGAACAGGGCUCUUGUGUUUCCUCUACUUGAACUGAUUAAACCUGAGUAAUAGGUGGAUAAUGCUGAAGAGAGAGCAUCCUUGUAAUGAAGAAUAUGAUCGUUGUACAUUUCUUUUUGCACAACAAGUCCAGUUUUUUGUAGAGGCGUUCAAAGCGGCAGCCAUUCGCUUUGAGUUGGUGUCAUGAAGGUGUAAACCAUGGGGCAGAUCGGGAGAAGGAGACUGACCGGGUUUUUAAAGGAGGCAGAGUGUUUAAAAGGCAAUGAAGAACAUCUUUGUAAUGAGAAACUAAUUCAUCAGUGCUGGAUAAACAGUUUAUGCUGGGAGGCUGUCAAUGCCACUGGAGAGAGCAUUUAAAUGUCCUUAAUGUUGCGAAAUGAGAUUUCACGAGACGGAUUUGUUUUGGAUGGCCGUAGGUUGACUUUAAAAGAUAUCAACUCAUGAUAUGAUUACAGACACUUUGAUAACUGUUCUACCUGGUAAGAUGGAAAACCAACAAUUAGUGAGCAUAAAUAGAAGUACAAAAAUGUAAUUCCAUGCCAUGAAAUAAAAUAAUGAACUUGCCUAAACAGUAACUGCCUAUGGGAGACAUUGAAAGAAAUAAAGUUUGCGGUGAGGUGGUGAGGAUUUUACUAGUCAACAUCAAUCCUGGAAUUCUGUCGGUUAACGUUUUGAUAGUCAUUUAAAAAAUAUCCAAGAGCAAGAGCACAUGUUUCUGUGGCACAAAUGGACAAAUCAGACUUAGGAUCCACACACAAUACUUGUUACAUUUAUUGUUAGUUUUCAAGAGAUUUGUUUUAUAGUGAUUUGUUUUAUAGUGUUUGGAGUAAGUCAAAUCUCAAAACUAAUACUAAAAAGUAAUUUCUGCAUUUCUUUUACACCAGUCUUGUGUUUUUCAUGAAAUCUAAGGUUCAGUUAUGUGUCAACCUGUCCGAGCUCCCCUUAGGUUCUUCGGUAAACUGUUACAAUGAUGAUCCUGCAAAUUUGUAUGU